GCGUCAGCCUUGCGCGGAACGCCGGCCCGAUGGCGGCGGCGGCAAUGGCUGAGCAGGAGAGCGCCCGGAACGGCGCCCGCAAUCGCGGCGGCGUCCAGCGCGUGGAGGGCAAGCUGCGCGCCAGCGUCGAGAAGGGCGACUACUACGAGGCUCACCAGAUGUACCGGACCCUCUUCUUCAGAUACAUGUCACAGAACAAGCAUGCAGAGGCGCGGGAGCUCAUGUGCUCUGGAGCACUGCUGUUCUUCAGCCACGGUCAACAAAAUAGUGCUGCGGACUUGUCCAUGUUGGUCCUUGAGUCGCUGGAGAAGGCAGAAGUUGAGGUUGCCGACGAGCUAUUGGAAAAUCUGGCUAAACUGUUCAGUAUGAUGGAUCCAAAUUCUCCGGAGCGAGUGGCUUUUGUGUCUAGAGCGCUGAAAUGGUCCAGUGGAGGCUCUGGAAAACUGGGCCAUCCCCGGCUCCACCAGCUGCUGGCCCUCACCCUGUGGAAAGAACAAAAUUAUUGUGAAUCUCGGUAUCACUUCCUGCACUCUACUGAUGGAGAAGGAUGUGCUAACAUGUUAGUAGAAUAUUCUACCUCCAGGGGAUUUCGCAGUGAGGUGGACAUGUUCGUGGCACAGGCUGUCUUACAGUUUCUCUGUUUAAAAAACAAAAGCAGUGCAUCAGUGGUGUUCACGACAUACACACAGAAACACCCAUCCAUCGAGAACGGCCCUCCCUUUGUGCAGCCCCUGCUAAAUUUCAUCUGGUUUCUGUUGUUGGCUGUAGACGGAGGCAAACUGACCGUGUUCACAGUGUUGUGUGAGCAGUACCAGCCGUCCCUCCGGCGGGAUCCCAUGUACAACGAGUACCUCGACAGGAUAGGACAGCUCUUCUUUGGCGUGCCGCCCAAGCAGACUUCUUCCUACGGAGGCUUGCUAGGGAACCUUCUGAGCAGCCUCAUGGGCUCCUCGGAGCAGGAGGGUGAGGACAGUCAGGACGACAGCAGCCCCAUCGAGCUCGACUGACGCCGCCGCCCGCCUACCGGACCUGCAUGCAGACGCCUGAGGCCGAGUCCUGGGGUCCUCAUGCCCCACGGGCUCUGGGUUCUGAGGCUGUGGCUGCGUGUCGGUGUCUGUGUCUGUGCGCUGGCCAAGGGCUGUGCGUCGCUGUGCCGACCAGGCCGACACCGUGUUCCCUCAGAUUGACCCCAAUAAAGCACAGGCCUUGCUGCGCCACCUUUCCCAGUCCUUUGUUUCUCUUUGCUUUGGGAGGGCUGAGGGCUGACAUGGGCGCAGCUUCUGGUGUGCGAGGCAGUGUCCUGAAACCACUGUCACGAGUGCCUGUCCCCCAGCACAGACAGCGCUUGCGAGCUGUCCCCUUGGACGUCCUGCUGUGGCCUGGAGAGCAGCUGUUCCAUGCUGGGUCCUGGAAGCCACAGCCCUGCUGCUGAGGGUCACGUUGUCACUCUGGAAAUGGUGUCUUUCCAAAGGGAUGCUGCAGAACUUUCCACCUCUCCUAAUGCAAUAUUUAUCUUCAUCGGUUGAUUGUUUCCUCUGAGCUGACAUUAUAGGUUUUAGCCAAAUAACCAGUCCAGGAGCUUGCAGGGCUCUCCCGGCUCACUGAUGCUAUCCAGGUGUUACCAGGAUCGUUACGAACAGGAAACACUUUAUUUUUUCACAGUUAAGAGUUGUAGAUUAAUACACAGUGAUCAUGCAUGGGAAGGAGGGAAAUAAACAAUUUUAUUUACUGUAAAAAUGGAAUUUCAAGGAAGGUUUGUGUUAAUUGAGUUUAAAUAAAUCCUUUAUACUGGGCUCUGCAGCACUGGUCCUUUCUGAGUGAGCUCUGGGACGUGGGCAUCUGAGCAAAGGCCUGUGACGCCCCAGCAAGGGGCCAGGUGCUAUGACCAGUGGCUUCCAGGGUUGUCCAGCCUGAGAGGGAUGGUGUGGACAGCAGCAGGUAGCCAAUGUUGAGAAAGUUUCAUGGUCUUAGAUAAAACAAGUUGAGGUGUUGGAGCAGCCAGGAGGUGUGGGCAGCAGCAUGAGCCUCCAGUCAUCGAGGAGAGGCUGUGCUGACCUGUCCUGAGAUGGAAAACCGCUGGAGCACCCUCUCCCCCAGACUGCCCAAGGUGGUUCUUGGGAGAGAGUGGACUUGGGGCUCAGGCCUGACCAUCGACUGGACAGGGAAGCUGGAUGGAGUCUGAGCCCAGUAGGGAUAUGCUGCUUCUGCCGCGAUGCUUGUUUUGAAGCCACAAAUUGCACCCACUCUGCUGAUGUUAUCAGGGAGCAAUUUGAGCAGAGUGCAUUUUUAUGUGAUUUGGCCCAGAAUUGACACGGGACGAAGGAGCUGAGCUGGACAGCAUACGUGGUCCUGGUGUGGGUCACCCCUCAGGUUUCAGGUUCCCCUCCUUCAUGGUAGCUCCCAGUUACCUCGUGACGUGCAGGCUUUACCUAGUGUUUGCCGUAACCAUGUAAACCCCGCCGUUCACUUAGGAUGGGAUGAGCAUCACGUGCGUGUGGCUGACCCCAUAAGCCUGUGGUUUUACCGUGCGGUUUGAAGGGCGCG
Molecule: messenger RNA, 2544 nt
Organism: Talpa occidentalis (Iberian mole)
Lineage: Eukaryota; Metazoa; Chordata; Mammalia; Eulipotyphla; Talpidae
Gene: GET4
Product: guided entry of tail-anchored proteins factor 4
Exons: 9
Coding region: 30-1007 (325 amino acids)
Biological process (GO): protein insertion into ER membrane
Cellular component (GO): BAT3 complex; cytosol
Molecular function (GO): protein binding
Source: RefSeq, a predicted model, not a curated record